Cucurbita pepo subsp. pepo (vegetable marrow) is the source of this 2546-nucleotide messenger RNA. NCBI's taxonomy places the organism in Eukaryota, Viridiplantae, Streptophyta, Magnoliopsida, Cucurbitales, Cucurbitaceae. The record is from RefSeq and is a predicted model, not a curated record.
AUUUCGUAUCAAUUCUUCCCUGAAUUUUCUGUUAUUGUCAAUGAAAAAUUUGUUCAUGAUUGAUAGAAAAUGUAUCUACUUAACUUUCGGUGUAAACUAAACUGACAAUUAGAAUAAGCAUGAAAAUUAAAGCUUCUGUAAAUGUAUAAUAGUGGAUUCGAAAUUGUACCCAACCAUCGCCCAUUUGUUCUAUUCCCGAUUCAAAAGUUUCUCUGGCUCUUUGCUAAGAGGGGCUAAAACUCCAGAAAUGAGAAAUAUUAUGCAUUGAAACAAUAGCGUACCAUAUGUAUGGAUGAAUGGGGUCAGUUUUAUUUAUUAUGUUAUCGACCACCAUGGAUCCGAAUCUACUACUGUUGUAAAUUCAUAUGCAUUUGCAGGUUUGGGUUCAUGCCUUGGUCACUUACCUAGUUUACUAUGAGUGUUUUUUGGCUAUUUGUAGGGCUAGUUGAUCGUCUCGUUGGGGUAAUAGUGACUAUUAGAUAUGAAUAAUGUAUAAAUAUACAUUCCAUUCAUCACAUGCUGGAUUGGUUGUUUUUCUCUGAAGUAUACUAUUAAUGUCUGUUGUCAUGUGGUUCUUAUGUCUACACUUUGAGGCACAGAAGAUUAGGACAUGGUGAUCAUUUAGCAGUCUGUUGCGUAGCUUGUAUCUAACAUGCAGUCUUCAAAGAAAGCAAGUUCAACCAUGUGUUGGUAUAUGGAGUGAUAAGUGUUCUUCAAAAUAUGGAAGGAGGCGUCCCUUUAUUCUUGCUGGGUCUUUAAUGAUAGCAGUUGCUGUGGUGUUGAUUGGAUUUUCUGCUGACAUUGGGUAUAUACUAGGAGAUACGAAGGAACAUUGCAGAGUAUACAAGGGUACACGAACAAGGGCAGCUAUUAUAUUUGUAAUAGGCUUUUGGAUGCUUGAUCUUGCAAACAAUACAGUGCAGGGUCCUGCCCGUGCUCUUCUAGCUGAUUUAUCAGGUCCUGAUCAACACAAUGUUGCAAAUGCAGUAUUUUGUUCAUGGAUGGCUGUUGGUAAUAUCCUAGGAUUUUCAGCAGGAGCUAGUGGAAACUGGCACAAAUGGUUUCCGUUCCUUUUGAGUGAUGCUUGCUGUGAAGCCUGUGGAAACCUUAAAGCAGCAUUUCUUAUCGCUGUGGUUUUUCUAACCAUAUGUACUCUUGUUACCAUAUAUUUUGCCCAUGAAGUUCCACUUACUGCUGUAGAUCAACUACCACGUUUAUCAGAUUCUGCUCCUCUGUUGAAUGGGAAUGAACAAAGUAGUCCUAAUAUUGUAAAAUCGGAACUUAACAGUCCAAAUGGGAGCAAUGACAACUAUGGCUAUCAAAAAGAUGUGAAUUUGGAAUUUUCGAAAUCAAUAAUUGAGGAAAAUCACAGUGAAAGUUAUUACGAUGGUCCUGCAACAGUGGUAGUCAAAUUGUUAACCAGUUUAAGGCAUUUACCACCGGCCAUGCAUUCAGUGCUUCUUGUGAUGGCUCUUAGCUGGUUAUCCUGGUUUCCCUUCUUCUUAUUUGAUACGGAUUGGAUGGGAAGGGAAGUGUACCAUGGGGACCCAAAAGGAAGUUUGGCUGAUGAACAGGUUUAUGAUCAGGGUGUCAGAGCAGGUGCAUUUGGUUUGCUAUUGAAUUCUGUUGUUCUUGGUAUCAGUUCUUUCUUCAUAGAGCCGAUGUGUCAGCGCAUGGGAGCAAGACUUGUCUGGGCAAUAAGCAACUUUAUUGUGUUUGCAUGCAUGACGGGAACUACUAUUAUCAGUUUGAUAUCUGUCAGUCAAUACUCUGAAGGAAUCGAACACGUUAUAGGGGGAAACUCAACAAUAAAAAAUGCUGCCUUGGCUAUUUUUGUUCUUCUUGGUUUUCCUCUUGCUGUAAAUGUCAAAGUUUAUCUUUUCAAUUUAUUCUCUUUAUAUCACAUCCUUGAAGUUAAAAGUCCAUUGUUUCUGUUGCAGAUAACUUAUAGCGUUCCCUUCUCUUUGACAGCAGAAUUGACUGCUGAUUCUGGUGGUGGCCAAGGAUUGGCUAUUGGAGUUCUCAAUCUUGCAGUUGUUAUUCCCCAGAUGAUUGUAUCACUGGGUGCUGGGCCAUGGGAUGCAUUAUUCAGUGGAGGAAACAUUCCUGCAUUUGCUUUGGCUUCUGUUUGUGCGCUUGCGGCUGGAGUUGUUGCGCUUCUUAGAUUGCCUGAUCACACCAACAGUUCUUUCAAAUCCACAGGCUUUCAUUUUGGUUGAAAAAGACCGCAUCAAACUUUUAAAACAAGCUAGAACAUACAUGCACAUGCUCCCUGCCAAUCAACGCUUUUACAAGGUUGGAUUUCCAGUGCCAUUACAGUUUAUUUAAACUAUAUGCAUUCGAUAUUCAUAUUCAUUGAUUUUUUCUGGGUAUCUGUACCGUAGGUAGUGUAAAUUUUCACUUACCAAGAUGAGUAAAGUGGAGAUAUAACGAUGAUAAAAGUCUCGCUUGCACGUUUAUGUUAUUUGUCCUCGUAGAAACACAACGAUCAUAAUACGUUAUAGUGGCUAGAUUAAUGAAAUUAAUGAAGAGUUUCUUUCCUCGUA